AUGGAUGGAUGGAGGGAUGGAUGGAUGGAUGGAUGGAUGGAUGGAUGGAUGGAUGGAUGGAUGAGUGAGGGACAGAGGACAGAACGAUGGCUGGGGAACGGCUGGCUGGCUGGCUGGUGGUGCAGGGAGGUGGGGCUGGGUGCGGGCGCUGGGCUGCCCUGAUGGCCGUGGGCAGGACUUCCUGUCGGACAUGGCCAUGACGGAGGUGGAUCGCUUCAUGGACCGGGAGCACCUGAUCUUCCGGGAAAACACCCUCGCCACGAAAGCCAUAGAGGAGUACCUGAAACUCAUCGGCCAGAAAUACCUCAAGGAUGCCAUCGGCGAGUUCAUCCGGGCCCUGUACGAGUCGGAGGAGAACUGCGAGGUGGAUCCCAUGAAGUGCUCGGCCUCCACCCUGGCCGACCACCAGGCCAACCUCCGCAUGUGCUGCGAGCUCGCCCUCUGCAAGGUGGUCAACUCGCACUGCGUGUUCCCCCGGGAGCUGAAGGAGGUCUUCGCCUCGUGGCGGCUGCGCUGCGCCGAGCGGGGCCGCGAGGACAUCGCCGACCGCCUGAUCAGCGCCUCGCUCUUCCUGCGCUUCCUCUGCCCCGCCGUCAUGUCCCCCAGCCUCUUCGGCCUCAUGCAGGAGUACCCCGACGAGCAGACGGCGCGCACCCUCACCCUCAUCGCCAAGGUCAUCCAGAACCUGGCCAACUUCACCAAGUGAGCGCGGCGCCGGGGGGACG
Messenger RNA from Numida meleagris (helmeted guineafowl), 725 nucleotides. Its product is annotated as ras/Rap GTPase-activating protein SynGAP-like. The record is from RefSeq and is a predicted model, not a curated record. Bases 191 to 706 code for a protein of 171 amino acids. NCBI's taxonomy places the organism in Eukaryota, Metazoa, Chordata, Aves, Galliformes, Numididae. Gene Ontology annotation, biological process: regulation of GTPase activity. The transcript is spliced from 3 exons.